UCCUGUGCGCACGGAACUGCAGAGCUGAGCUUUGGAACCGGUGCUGCUGCUGUAUGACAAGCCCGCCGGGAAUGGAAAUGUCUUCUGCUGCAACUCUGACAUCCUAAAAAACAUGCCAAGCAGGACGGACGUGAAGUGCGGUUUGAUCAGGCUGGUGGUGGACGAGGCUGAGGAUCAGGGGAUGAGGUUAUAAAAACAACAGUGGAGAAAGGAGGAAAAACGAAAGAGGAAGUCGAUUGCUCAGAAACUUUUCUUUUGUAUCAUCAUACCCUGCAGUCCUAUACGGCGCUGACUGACCCUGUAUUGGAUUGAGGAUUACACACUCAAAAAUACACACAUAAACCCACUCGCUCACACCUCCCCUUCCCUAACCGCCAUGUCCUCCCACCUCAACCCACCUCUUCUCAUCCUCCCCAUCCUUUUCCUUCUCCUUUCCCUGUCCAUACCCUCCUCCUCCACCCCCUUACUCUCUUUCUCCCCACCGGAAGGAGGUCUCACACAUUUAGUGGUCCACAACAAAACGGGCGAGGUCUACCUGGGUGCGGUCAACUGGAUCUACAAGCUGUCUAGCAACCUGACAAAGCUACGAAGCCAUGUUACUGGCCCAGUCACAGACAACCCUCGCUGUUACCCUCCGCCCGGUGUCCAGUCCUGCCCCCACGAGCUGGUGCAGACCUCUAAUGUCAAUAAACUGCUGCUACUCGAUGCUGCCCACAACCGCUUAAUUGCCUGUGGGAGUACUUCCCAGGGAAUAUGCCAGUUCCUGCGUCUGGAUGAUUUGUUCAAGCUUGGCGAGCCCCACCACCGUAAAGAGCAUUAUCUAUCCAGUGUUGCUGAGGCAGGCACCAUGUCAGGUGUCGUGAUCUCCCCGGAUCUUUUUGGUGGAGGUGGGAAACUUUUUGUCGGCACGCCCAUUGAUGGGAAAUCUGAAUACUUUCCAACACUGUCGAGCCGCAAGUUAAUGUCCAACGAGGAGAACGCUGACAUGUUCAGCUUCGUCUACCAGGAUGAGUUUGUCUCCUCACAGCUGAAGAUUCCCUCAGACACGCUCUCCAAGUUUCCGGCAUUUGACAUCUACUACAUCUACGGAUUCAACAGCGAGCAGUUUGUGUAUUAUCUUACCUUACAGCUUGACACCCAGCUCACCUCACCAGACGCAAGCAGCGAACAAUUCUUCACCUCUAAAAUCGUCCGCCUAUGUGUUGACGAUCCUAAGUUCUACUCCUAUGUUGAGUUCCCCAUUGGCUGCACCAAGGACGGAGUGGAGUACCGCUUGGUUCAGGAUGCAUAUUUGGCCCGGCCAGGAGCCCGUCUGGCACGUUCGCUUGGUAUUCAAGAGCACGAGGAGGUUCUGUUUACUGUAUUCGCCCAGGGUCAGAAGAACAGAGCCAAGCCACCCAAGGAGUCGGCUUUGUGUCUGUUCACAAUGAGACGGAUAAAGGAGAAGAUUAAAGAGAGGAUUCAGUCGUGCUACAGAGGAGAGGGGAAACUCUCCCUGCCCUGGCUGCUCAACAAGGAGCUGGCCUGCAUCAACUCGCCGCUGCAGAUAGACGAUAAUUUCUGCGGCCAGGACUUCAACCAGCCUCUAGGGGGCACCACCGCCAUUGAGGGCAUCCCGCUUUACGUGGACAAGGACGAUGGCAUGACCUCUGUGGCAGCCUACGACUACCGCGGACACACUGUGGCGUUCACUGGCACCCGCAGCGGACGCAUGAAGAAGAUUUUGGUGAACUCCAUCUCCCAGCCUGCCUUGCUGUAUGAGAAUGUGGUGGUGAGCAAAGGGAGCCCAAUCCUAAGAGAUCUGCUCUUCAGUCCGGAACAUCAGUACUUAUACGCCCUCACCGAUAAACAGGUCACCCGUGUACCAGUGGAGAGUUGUGAGCAGUACACCUCCUGUGGAGCCUGCCUGGGAUCAGGAGACCCUCACUGUGGCUGGUGUGUGCUACAUAAUGUAUGUUCGAGGAAAGAUCGGUGCGAGAGAGCAGAGGAGCCUCAGCGUUUCACCACCAGAGUGGAGCAGUGCGUCCGACUCUCCGUCCAGCCCGACACAGUCUCUGUCACCAUGUCAGAAGUGCAGUUGGUAAUUCAGACGCAGAAUGUGCCCAGUCUGUCUGCUGGAGUGAACUGCUCCUUUGAGGACUACGUAGAGACAGAAGGACGAAUCUACGGUGGACGGAUCUUCUGCUUGUCUCCCUCUACAAAAGAGGUGGCCCCCAUCACACGAGACCAGGGUGACCAACGUGUAAUAAAGUUGUAUCUGAAGUCGAAGGAGACGGGAAAGAAGUUUGCUAGCGUGGACUUGGUCUUCUACAACUGCAGCGUCCACCAAUCGUGCCUCUCAUGUGUUAAUGGAAACUUCCCCUGUCACUGGUGCAAAUAUCGCCACAUGUGCACGCAGGACGCCAGCGACUGCUCCUUCCAGGAGGGACGAGUCAACACCUCAGAGGAGUGUCCUCAGAUCCUGCCCUCCCCUCAGAUCUACAUCCCUGCUGGAGUCAUGAGGCCAAUCACCCUGCUGGCCCAGAACCUUCCCCAGCCACAGUCCGGACAGAAGAACUACGAGUGUAUCUUCCACAUCCAGGGCAACACGCACAACGUCCCAGCCCUAAGGUUCAACAGCACCAGCAUACAGUGUCAGAAGACCACGUAUGACUACGAGGGCAGUGACAUCAGUGACCUACCAGUGGACCUCUCCGUCGUGUGGAAUGGAAUCUUUGUCAUUGACAACCCAUUCAACAUCCAAGCCCACCUGUACAAGUGCAGAGCGUUGCGGGACAGCUGUGGUAUGUGCCUGAAGGCCGACCCCAGGUUCGAAUGCGGUUGGUGCGUCCAGGACAAGAAGUGCUCCCUCAGGCAGGAGUGUACCGGUGGAGGGAAUUCCCACCUCCCGCUGCAGCUGGCCGAAGGCGGAGGAGGGUGGAUGCACGCCACCUCUGGGAACAGCCGCUGCACCCACCCCAAGAUCACCAAGUUGUUCCCUGAGACGGGGCCUCGCCAAGGGGGAACCAGGGUAACCAUCCUUGGGGAGAACCUCGGUCUGCAGUUCAGAGACAUCCAGAUGGGCGUCCGGCUGGGCAAGGUGCCCUGUGUGCCCAUUGAGGAGGAGUAUGUGAGCGCAGAGAGAAUCGUGUGUCUGCUGAACGACGCUACCAGCUACAGGGUCCAGGAAGCUCAGGUUGAGGUGUGUGUGAGAGACUGCGUCAACGACUACAGAGCCCUGUCGCCCAGGCCGUUCACCUUUGUGACUCCAUUCUUCACCCGUAUCCAGCCAUCUCAGGGGCCCAUUUCUGGCGGCACCCGGGUCACCAUCGAGGGAAGCUACCUCAACGCAGGCAGCUACGUUUCUGUCAGCAUUGGACCGCAGCCCUGCUACUUCAAAAAGAGGAAUGCCCGUGAGAUAGUGUGCGUUACACCAGCUGGAAUAUCACCGGGCAGUGCAUCGGUCUUUGUGGACAUCGAUGACGCUGAGCUCAGAAACCCAGAGGUCAAGUUUAACUACACUGACGACCCCACCGUCCUGAGGAUUGAACCUGACUGGAGCAUUGCCAGUGGUGGGACUCUGCUGACCGUGAGUGGGACCAACCUUGCAACCAUCCGAGAACCAAAGAUCAGGGCCAAGUAUGGACAGGCAGAAUCCUUUCAUAACUGUACAGUAUAUAACAACUCAGUCAUGGUGUGCCUGGCUCCAUCGGUGGCGGAUUCAGAGCUGGGUUUUUCCGAAACUGGCACCGGCCCGGAUGAGAUCGGGUUCUACAUGGACAACGUGAAUGCUCUGGUGGUGGUCAAUGAGACAUUCAACUACUACCCCGACCCCGUGUUCGAACCCCUCAGUCCCUCUGGAAUACUGGAGCUCAAACCCACAUCGCCACUCAUUCUCAAGGGUCGUAACCUGAUCCCAGCGGCUCCGGGUAACAGUCGCCUCAACUACACGGUGCUGAUUGGAGAAACUCCCUGCGUCCUCACCCUGUCCGAGAGCCAGCUGCUGUGUGAAUGGCCCAACCUCACCGGACAACACAAAGUCACGAUCCGUGCCGGCGGGUUUGAAUAUUCCCCCGGGACUCUUCACAUCUACUCCGACAGCCUGCUGACGCUUCCCGCAAUUAUCGGCAUUGGAGGGGGCGGUGGCCUGCUUCUGUUGGUCAUCAUCGCUGUGCUGAUUGCCUAUAAGAGGAAGUCCAGGGAUGCCGACCGCACUUUGAAACGUCUGCAGCUCCAGAUGGACAACCUGGAGUCCAGAGUGGCCCUGGAAUGUAAAGAAGCUUUUGCCGAGCUUCAGACAGACAUCCACGAGCUGACCCAGGAGCUGGACGGAGCUGGGAUUCCCUUCUUGGACUAUCGGACUUACGCAAUGAGGGUCCUGUUCCCAGGCAUUGAAGACCACCCUGUGCUCAAGGAGAUGGAGGUACGGGUCCAGGCAAAUGUUGAGAAGGCACUGACGCUGUUUGGCCAGCUGCUGACAAAGAAGCACUUCCUGUUGACGUUCAUACGAACCUUGGAGGCACAGAGGUCAUUUUCAAUGCGGGACCGAGGCAACGUGGCAUCUCUGAUCAUGACGGCCCUGCAGGGGGAGAUGGAGUACGCCACCGGAGUCCUGAAACAGCUUCUGUCCGACCUGAUAGACAGAAACCUGGAAAGCAAAAACCAUCCCAAACUGCUGCUCAGGAGAACGGAGUCUGUCGCUGAGAAGAUGCUGACCAACUGGUUUACAUUCCUCUUGUAUAAGUUCCUCAAGGAGUGUGCCGGGGAGCCUCUGUUCAUGCUUUACUGUGCCAUCAAGCAGCAGAUGGAGAAGGGACCCAUAGACGCCAUCACAGGAGAAGCCCGCUACUCCCUCAGCGAGGACAAGCUCAUCAGGCAGCAGAUUGACUACAAAACACUGACGCUGCACUGUGUAAACCCAGAGAAUGAGAAUGCCCCCGAGGCGACGGUCAAGUGUCUGAACUGUGACACUAUCACACAGGUCAAAGAGAAGCUGCUGGAUGCUGUGUACAAGGGCAGCCCCUAUUCACAGAGACCCAAGGCUUCUGAUAUGGACCUAGAAUGGCGUCAAGGUCGGAUGGCCAGAAUCAUACUGCAAGAUGAAGAUGUCACAACUAAGAUCGACAAUGACUGGAAGAGACUCAACACGCUGGCUCACUAUCAGGUAACAGAUGGUUCAGUGAUCGCCCUGGUGCCAAAGCAGAACUCUGCCUAUAACAUCUCCAACUCUUCCACCUUCACCAAGAGCCUCAGUAGAUACGAGAGCAUGCUGAGGACAGCCAGUAGUCCAGACAGCCUACGAUCCCGAACACCCAUGAUAACCCCUGACCUGGAGAGUGGAACUAAACUGUGGCAUCUGGUGAAGAACCAUGACCACUCGGACCAAAGGGAGGGCGACCGAGGCAGCAAGAUGGUCUCUGAGAUCUACCUGACCAGGCUGCUGGCUACAAAAGGUACGUUACAGAAGUUUGUGGAUGACCUGUUUGAGACCAUCUUCAGCACAGCCCACAGAGGAAGUGCACUGCCACUAGCCAUCAAAUACAUGUUUGACUUCCUGGACGAGCAGGCCGACAAACACUCCAUCACAGACUACGAUGUACGACAUACCUGGAAGAGCAACUGUCUUCCUCUGCGGUUCUGGGUGAAUGUCAUCAAGAACCCCCAGUUUGUGUUUGACAUCCAUAAGAACAGUAUCACAGACGCCUGUCUGUCUGUGGUGGCCCAGACCUUCAUGGACUCCUGUUCAACGUCAGAACACAAACUAGGAAAAGACUCGCCUUCAAAUAAACUUCUCUACGCUAAAGACAUCCCCAACUACAAGAACUGGGUAGAGAGGUAUUACUCCGAUAUCUCCCGUAUGCCAGCCAUCAGUGAUCAGGACAUGAGUGCCUACCUAGCAGAGCAGUCCCGCCUGCACCUCAGCCAGUUCAACAGUAUGUCUGCGCUGCAUGAGAUCUACUCCUACAUCACCAAAUACAAAGAUGAGAUCCUGUCAGCGCUACAAAAGGACGAGCAGUCGCGCAGACAGCGGCUCCGUGGCAAGCUGGAGCAGGUCAUCGACACCAUGGCCCUGGCUAGCUGAGGACCGGCCAAUCGCACGCCUGGGCUAACAGAGAACUGGCCAACCAAUACGCCUUCCCUGACAACCUUUGUGACAUUUUGACCCCUCGACGUUUGAAGUCUGUCGUUAUCACCCUCACAAACAACAACGAACAGCAGCGGGAAAAGACUGCAAGGACACAAGCACCCAGCAGCAGCAGCACACUGGAGAGACAGCAGAGUUUGGAAGUAUGGCCCCGCCAGCCGGGUUGGCUUUUUUUGUUCUCUGAGCCACCAACCCAGCCCCAAACAACCAAAUCAAGCGCACCCUCAGCCUCAGACGAUAUGGACCUCAGCUCAGGAGAGCGUUUAUUUUCAUCAAGGCCCUCAUCACAUCUAGAGUUCUAUGGAAGAAGCAGUUGGCCACAAUCAGGACCAGUACAUGCACAGUGGUGACCAAAAACUCAGCCAGACACAGAGCUGAAAUGCUACGGGAAAGGCACAGCCGCCAGCUAGUAGCUUUUCACAGCCAAGAUUAUGGUUCAGACUGUGAACCAAUAAAAAUCCAGGAUAUAUUACUGCGAUACUUGAUCCCUGUAAGGAGUUUCUCUUUUCUGUUGCCGUCCUCCAUAGGGAGGUCAGAGGUCAGGGACAGCUACAGAGCAGCAGCCAUGAUGCUGGUAGAGAUUGUGCGUGUUGCUCAAAGACACUUCAGCAGGGUGGAUACUUGGCAUCACAAAAGCUGCUGCCACUGCAGGGCAACCAGGAGGAAGGACUUUGCAGGGAAAUUUUUCCUCCAGGACUGACUCUCCAACUCUCUAUCAACAAGAACUCCACUGUAGUGUAAAAAAGGACAUUUUCAGUUUCAUAACUCUGCAUUUGAUUUGUUAUUGCAUUUGAUUCCAUUUUUCCCCCCCAACUGCCUACUCUCCCCAGUGCUGUGCCACUUGUGUUACUGCUGAAUUUGCACAACAAAGCUAAAUCAAAAGAGAAAAGAGGAUAUAUGAAUAUAUAUAUAUAUAGAUAUAUAAAUACAAACCUUUUGUUUUUAAAACAAAUGAAACGUUGAAAAACAUGUUUUCCAUUUUAAUGUACAAAAGAUACGUUUGAGAAGAGGAUUUGAUAUUUCCAAGAUGAAAACUUAUGAAAACACAAGGAAAAAGUCGUCCUGUGCCAUGUUUUACUUUGAAUGUUGUUUAGUGCAAAGAGACUUCUUUUCGUUAGAUGAAAUGUGCUAUGAUAAAAAUGUUGUCAUAUUUAGUGACUGAAAGUGAGACUUAAAUAGGUAAAUGGCAAAAUUAUAUAUAUAUUACAGACACUUUCUAUAUUUCAUGAGGUCUUUGGGGCAGAUAUGUGUUACAUGUUUGGCUCUAAAGGUAGUAAAGAGACAAAUGAUGUCUGGAAGUCGCCUGUGAGCCAACCGACCUACAGUGCUUUUGUGUUUGUUUUUAGAGAAACCAAAUACAUCGAGGCCUGGUCAACUGAUUUAGAUGAGAUAAAAGUCGUUUUUGUGGAAGCCAGCCUCAUGCUGUGGUAGCAGAGAACUAUAGAGGCAUUAGGCAGUCGUUUAAGUUGAACCCUGGCACACUGUGCUCUCGGUCUUGUUUUCUAGACUUCCCCUCUUGUCUGAAAAAUUUCAUAACCUGUGCCAUCCAAAAUGAAGGCCAGUUUUGGUGUGCGGAAGUUGAAACAGUAUUGUUUAAUUUUUUUGGCUUGUUUUCUAGUCCGCAGUAAAGGUGGUAAAGCUAAUGGUUCCAUUUUUGAAAUGUGAAUGUGGUUUAUGAAAAAGAUAAUGAAAUGUAGCUUGAUUUAUGUAAGUGUUUUUGUACCAGUUGAAGGCCUUUCUCUUUUUUCGUUUUGUGAUUUUAUAGGGGUGAAAAGAAAAAAAACUAAAAUGUUUUCCUUCCAGUAUGUGCUGCUCCACAUUAACUUGCAGUGCUUAAAAAAAACAUGCAUUCAUAAACAAGACAUUCCUUUCCCCUGUGACUGUAAAAAGGGUACAAGGCUAAUAACAAAGGCUAGAAAAUACAGAAAAAACAUGUUCAACAAACCAGGGUAAUAUACUUUAUGUGGUCGUCCAUCCUGUAAGAGCUUGUUUUGAAAUGUAGAGCACCCGACCAGAUGCAUCAACAGUCAGAUCAGAUGGAAGAGUUCAAGAAAAGAACUCCUCUACUCAUCCAUCUUGUCCCUGUUUGUUUUGAUAUAGAAGAAAGCAGGUUAAAAUGCAUCAAGUGCACCUUUUAGAACAAUACGACUUUAAAGGAAACAGUUACAGAUGCCUCAAAAUCAUUUUCUUUUUCUUCCUCUUCAACAGCGCUUCCCUCAGAUUUGUUUUCCCUGUGAGAGAGUCGAAAUGCCUCAACCAGCCGACACUAGCUUCCUCUGGUUCAGUCCAGUUCAGGUAGCAGAGUUUUGCAGGUGCAUCAGUAACCUUACAGGCCAGGGCUGUUGGGGAAGGCCUGGUAGGUUUCUUUCAAAUUAAAAGUCUCUAAAACCUUCUGAGUUAUCUUUUCGGUUCUCCAAGAGCCUAUACUGAGAUACUCUGAGAGGAGGAAAUUGAAAGAUGUCAGUUAUUUUCAACCUCAGUCUUACUUUCUUGAGUUUUUCUAUCUUAGUGAUAGAUCAUUGUGGUUGCAGGGAGUACUGCUCUUCAGUACAAUCCAGUGGAUCAAAGGUGAAACUCAAAAUACUUUCAAACACAGUCAUAAUCCAUUUGCAAUAAGACCCGCCCACACCGUUAUUAUCCAUGGCCUCAGACAUGCCAAUAUUGGAGUAGAUGCUAAUCCUAAACUAGCUGACACAAAGACAUUUCAAGUCUUUGAUGGCACAUUCACAUACUUCAAGGAUUUAUUGUAAGUUUAAAAAGCCAAUCAAAAAAAAUACAUACAUGUACUGUACGUGUUUAAAUUAUAAUUACAUGUACAAUAAAGAGCUUUUUUUCAGAGUUGCAAAAUUGUUAAGCUAAAAAUUAAUAUCUAUGGGUAAGGGUGAUUAAAAAAAAAAGAUCAGUUAUAUUCAAAGAAGACCAGCAGCUAGCAGACUAAAUGUGUGAGCAACACUUACAUAGCACCAGAUGGACCACUAACUGACAUAUCCUAAGUGAUAAUUGUUCAGUCACAGCUGUUUAACAGCAGGAAUGAAAGUGUGACUCUUGCAUUUGGUGCGACUGGUGAGUUUCAGUCACCUGAGUUUGUGGUGAAUUACACCAAGUCACAUGCUUUUAAAAUGUUAAGAGAUGACACUAAAAUAACCUAAAUUAUCAUUUCAUGGUACAGCGUUAACUAUGAGGCAUUGCUAGGCAAUAGCCACAUGGUAGCUGAUGUUAGCUACUGAGAUAAGGUGAUUACCUUGCUAACAUUCUAACCUAAAAAUUGUUUAAUAAUCGAAUGACUAAUCCCAAGUAUAUCUAAAUAUAGAAUUGAACAUUACAUAUUCCUUAUUGUUGGGACAUAAACAUUCUGUCGUUGAAGCAUCUAAGACCUCCAACGUGGCCGACAGUGGGCAUGUCACUUUAUGUAGAAAAUGUGGCAAACUUAGACCUGGUAACACACAUUCUUGCAGAUUUUUUGAGCCAUCUCCCUUGUCCAUAUCCUUCCACUUUGUCUGGGUCUUAAUAGGGCUAACCCUAUUUUUUCAAAUAUAAUUACCAGACCUAAAACAACCCUUAUGCCACUCAACCAAACACAUGUUGUUACUAUCAGGUGAAAACUUGAUUCUUCUUCCUUGAUCUUUUUUUGAUAGAUUUCGGGUUUUUCUGUUUUCUGACAGCAUAAAUGUGUGUCUGGACAGAAUGAAACGUACUGUAUGUGCUUCAAUACUUGAACCACUGAUCUACACAGGGUAAAACAACAUACAGGGCGGCUGACCAAAGCUUUAUUCAUCCACAUAAGGAGAACGGCUCCAUGAGAGAUUACCUUUGAUCCAUCUGCUUUUCAGUUCUUCCACAAAAUGAUUUUAGCACUCAUUUAUAGUCAUUUAAAUACCCCCUCAUUGAAGGUAUUUAGUGUUUGUCUUUCUGAUUGAUGAAUGGUGAAAUUGAGGUGAUGUUACUUCCAUGAACAGGCACUCAUUAACACAUUCUGCUCAGUUUGAAUUAAUGAUUGAAACAGUCUGAGGAUGUGGACAACUGCAUUUAUGUUUGACCGCUAUUCACUUGCUCAAUUGUUCUUUUGAUGAAGACUUGUAAAGUCAAAAUGAUUUAAGUGAUGUGGAAUGAGUAAUGAGGUUUAGUUAGUGACCCCAAGGACCACUUUGUAGGGAGUGAGAAAAAAAAAAACUUCAGAAAGAUGGCGAGAUAAGGCCCACUUGGUCUCUGGUGCUUUUGUUUCUUAGUUUUGCUUCUUGUUUUGUGCUUCACCACUUGUUGGGGUAAAAGAUGAAAAGACUUGGGCAAGGCAGAGGAAGCGCUUUGAAGGCCACGGUACCGGUUCAUUUUCCAUUCCGUUGCAUCUGUGGCGUUCAACUUCCACAUAGAAAAAGACAGUGAUGAGAGAGGGAGGAGGGUGGAGUGAGAGAAGGAAAGAGGUGGAGGGAGAGAUUCUCUCAACGAUUGACUGACGCAGAGCUGUUCACUGUGCCUUGUCAGCCUCUUCCCAUACUAAAAAUGUUGUAAUUUUACCUACACCUAAAGGUUAAAAAAAAAAGGACAAAUAAUUAUAUUUAAAUAUGCAUUUUGACAUCAUCAUCAUUUGAGAUGAAAAAUAGUGCAAUAUUUUGUGAAACAUGCUCACGAAGAAGAUUGAAACCAAUUUCACGUCUGUGUGUUAAGUAGUACUUACUACCUACCUACUACCUACUGAGCUCGAGUCAGGACAUUUUUAGCAUUGCUUAGCAUGGAAAAUGUAUGUACAAAGUGAAAAGUGAAAAUACACCUACUGACACCUCUAAAACUGGCUACACUUUGUAUCUAAUUUAUUUAACCUUACAUGAGCAAAAAUGUAAAAAUAUUUUGUGGCUUAAUGCUGGAACUA
Molecule: messenger RNA, 10988 nt
Organism: Morone saxatilis (striped sea-bass)
Lineage: Eukaryota; Metazoa; Chordata; Actinopteri; Moronidae
Product: plexin-A1-like
Exons: 33
Coding region: 377-6061 (1894 amino acids)
Biological process (GO): regulation of GTPase activity; positive regulation of axonogenesis; semaphorin-plexin signaling pathway involved in axon guidance
Cellular component (GO): semaphorin receptor complex
Molecular function (GO): semaphorin receptor activity; protein binding
Source: RefSeq, a predicted model, not a curated record